Molecule: messenger RNA, 10442 nt
Organism: Rhopalosiphum padi (bird cherry-oat aphid)
Lineage: Eukaryota; Metazoa; Arthropoda; Insecta; Hemiptera; Aphididae
Gene: wb
Product: laminin subunit alpha lam-3
Biological process (GO): axon guidance
Cellular component (GO): basement membrane
Source: RefSeq, a predicted model, not a curated record
ACCAGUGUCUGCGCGGACGGUAAGCAGUGUACAAGUGUUUGUUUGUGUCUUUGGCGAGUCGUUGAGCGUGUGCGUUGCCGGUGUGGUGGUGUCUUUUUCGGUUGUGCCCAACCGCGCCGCCGCAACGGUUGUGUUCUUGCAGGCCUCGCGCCGGACGGUCAAACAGUACAUUUUGUUUUCAUCACGAGCGCAUCGCCUUCCGUGUUCCCGUCAUCGCGUCGCCGAAUCGCCAUUCUCUGCAUCGGACGGAUCGCCCGAGUGCAAUGACCGCGUGAACGCGGCACACGCCGGACAGCAGAGACUCGAGCGCGCGCGCGAAAACCACACCGCGGAGGACCCGACGAUAUCCGCGACCGAUAGCCGUUCGUCUGUUAUCAGCACCAUGUCGGCACCUGCGCGGUUCCGGCUGACGACGGCGCUGGCGGCGCUUCUGAUGGCGCUGUCGGUGGUGCCACCGGCCAAGAUCGUCUCCGCCACCACAGAUGGUGGCGGCGGCGGCGGUGGUGGUGGUAUCAAACCCGUUUAUCCACAAAUAUUCAAUCUUGCAUCCCGGGCCGUGGUAACAGCGAACGCAACCUGUGGCGAAACGGAAAACGGACCGGAAGUGUACUGCAAGUUCGGCUCAGCGGGACAGCAGUGCGGAGUUUGCGACGCCCGGUCCGGUGACCCAGCCAAGACACACAGCCCAGCUAACGCGGUGGACAACGCCACGGCUGGCACAUGGUGGCAGAGUCCGUCUCUGCACAACGGUGAUCAGUACCAGUACGUGACGUUCACGAUCGAUCUGAGACAGAUUUAUCAAGUGUCAUACAUUAUAAUGAAGUUUGGUAUUUCAUCAAGACCUGGCAAUUGGAUUCUUGAGAGAUCAACAGACGGCGGCGUAAAAUACACACCGUGGCAGUAUUUUGCCAUCAACGGCGAAGAAUGUAUUCAGAAAUAUAACGUCCAGCCAGCGUUUAACAAGGACAAAAUAGUGCAAAUCUACCGAAACGCAACAUGCAUUACAUCAUUUUCGCGUUUCAAACCUCACGAAAACGCGGAAAUUCAUAUUAAUUUGCUAAAAGGACACAACAGCAUGAAUUUAUCGUCUACUGAAAUUUUAGACUUUUCUGCGGCUCAACAUAUACGACUAAGAAUGCAAAAAAUAAUUUUACCCAACGACAAGAUGGCAAUGCUAGACAAUUCAUUUAAACGAAAACUGUUCUAUUCGAUCAAAGAUAUAUUCAUUGGGGGUAGAUGCAUUUGUAAUGGGCAUGCAAAAAAAUGUAAACAAAUGUCAGAGAAUGUUGAACCAAGUUGCGAUUGCCUUCAUAACACUUGUGGCCCCAAUUGUGAUAGAUGUUGUCCGAUGUUCAAUCAGCGUCCGUGGAAAUCAGGUCCGGUGAUAUGUGAGAAAUGUCAAUGUCACGGUCACGCCACCGAAUGUCAAUAUGAUCCAAUUGUUGACGAAGAGAAGUCUAGUUUGGACAUCUACGGAACGUAUUCAGGUGGUGGAAUUUGUAUUAACUGUUCAAAACACACAAUGGGUACGAAUUGCGAAGUGUGUGAGAUCGGGUGGUAUCGACCAAUAAACGUAGAACCUGACGAUCCUGAACCGUGUUUGUCAUGUGACUGUCACCCUGAUGGGUCUGAUGGGAACGUGUGUAUUCCCGAUAAAGAAACCGGAAUCGCACUAUGUAACUGUUUGAAAGGGUAUGGUGGUGCCAAAUGUAAUGAAUGUGCACCUGGUUACAACGGGUUUCCUAACUGUAAGCCAUGUGCUUGUGACGAACGUGGAAUUAAAACAACGCCUCUAUCCUGUGAAAGUCGAUGCGAUUGCAAAGAACAUGUAACGGGAGAUAAUUGUGAAAAAUGUAAGACAGGUUAUUUUAAUUUACAAUCCUCGAACCCAAGCGGCUGCGAGAAGUGUUUUUGCUCGGGCGUGUCGUCUAUAUGCAAGGCUGCUACAAAUUUAAAAGCAACUAGGAUCAACGAAACAGAAGGAUGGUUAAUAACUGAUUUAAAAUUAACUAAAACCAUAUUUCCAUCAACGGACUCGAGUACAGGAAUUGCGUCAAUAAGCAGUUUUGAUAUACCAGUUGACGUUGAUAGCUUUUAUUGGCUGUCUCCAGUUCAGUUCACUGGUAAUAAGCUGUCUUCUUACGGUUCAAAUUUAUACUUCAGUAUUUCAUGGGUAAUAAUGCGAGGCGAUUCUAGUGGCAAACAAAUGCUUGAUCCAGAUGUAAUAAUUAUUGCAAAGGAAAAUAUUCUGAUCGCAUACGGUGGUAAAAAUUUAAGAUCUUUCAACAACAUUUCUGGUAAUGUGAAUUUGACUGAAAAUGAUUGGUUUUAUAUGACCAGGGAUUUUAAAAGUCUCGAAACACCUAUUGAUAACACCGAAGUUUCACGUGAUGAAUUUUUAUCGAUCUUGUCUGAUAUUAAGCAUAUACUUAUCAAAGCAAAGUAUCACACCAAUCAAGUAGAAUCAAAUUUGAUCAAUGCGUAUAUGGAUAUAGGAGAUAUAAAUGGAAGUGGACAAAUUAUUAAUGGAAUAGAAAGUUGUACAUGUCCAAUAGGAUAUUCAGGACUAUCGUGUGAAACUUGUGACUAUGGUUAUGUAAAACAAAUUGAUCCAUUUUCCACAAAUAUAAUUUGUAAAAAAUGCAACUGUCACAACCAUUCACCAGAGUGUGACCAAAUUUCUAGUCAUUGUUCGGUAUGCGAACACAACACAACUGGACCACAAUGCAAUGAAUGUGCUAUUGGUUUCUAUGGAAAUGCAAUCGAAGGCACACCAAAUGAUUGCAAAAAAUGCGCUUGUCCCUUGAAUGAAAGUACGAACAAUUUUAGUCCUACUUGCAAAUCAAAUAGUGUUGGAGGUUAUAUUUGCACUGAAUGUCCCGAGGGGUACUCUGGCGAUCAUUGCGAAAUAUGUGCUCCAACAUACUUCGGAAAUCCAUUAGUAAUUGGUUCUACUUGUAAACCUUGUGAUUGUAAUGAAGCCCCCUGUGAUAACCUCACUGGGCAAUGCAUUAAUUGUCUUGGAAACACCAUUGGAUGGAAUUGUAAAGAAUGUAAACCUGGUCAUUUUGGAAAUCCCAUUAUUUCUGACUGUAGACCAUGCGAUUGUAAUGCUAUCGGAUCGGUUAUCACAGAUUCGUGUAAUGUAGACACUGGCCAAUGUCAAUGUAAAGAAAAUUUCACUGGUAGAACAUGUGAUCGUUGUAUGGAUGGUUUGGGUAAUAUUACUGCAGAAUGCGUGGAAUGCAACUGUAAUCACAUUGGUUCUAUAUCUGAUUUGUGUGAUCCUAGAUCGGGAUUAUGUCCAUGUAAAAAAGGAGUUUCUGGAGUAAAUUGUGAUUCAUGUAGCGAAGGUUUUCAUUUUUUGUCAAAUCAAGGUUGCACUGAAUGUCAAUGUAACAAAACAGGAAGCAACAAUAAUAUAUGUGACCCUAUUACUGGUCAAUGUGAUUGUCGAUCAAACGUUAUUGGAAAUCAAUGUGAUGUUUGCAACGAUGGUUUUUGGAAUAUUUCUGAAACAGGAUGCCAAAAAUGUAGUUGUGAUAAAAUAGGUGCUGUAAACGAUUUAUGUGAUUCAGAAAGUGGACAGUGUACUUGUAAACUUGGCAUAGGAGGUAAAAACUGUGAUCAGUGUCUACCAAAUUAUUAUGGAUUCUCAAUAUUAGGUUGCUUAGAAUGUGAAAUUUGUGAAAAACCUGGACAUAUAUGUGAUAUGGAUACUGGUAGAUGUGUGUGUCCUCAACUAACUGAAGGACCAAAUUGUAGUUUGUGUACAGCCAAUGCUUUUAGAUGGGAACUCAAUAAAGGAUGUCAAGAAUGUCACUGUGAUUCAUUUGGGGCAUUCAAUGGGUUAUGCAAUAAUGAAACCGGAUCUUGUGUUUGUCGAACUGGUUAUGACGGUCCUAAAUGUGAUAAAUGUUCUUUUGGCUACUAUGGGUAUCCAAGAUGUCGACCAUGUGCCUGUAACUAUGCUGGAAGCGAACCAAGCAAAUGCAACGAAACUUUGUGUGGUUGUGAUGAAUUUGGGCAGUGUGAAUGCAAGAUUAAUGUUUUCGGUAAACGAUGUGAUCAAUGCAAAGAUGGAACUUUUGGACUUCAUCAUAUCAAUUCGGACGGAUGUAUACCUUGUUUUUGUUUUGGGAGAAGCAACUCGUGCACAGCAGCAGGUUUAACAUGGAAUCAAAUAAGAUUAUCACAAACGCGUACUUUAUCCAUAAACUAUGAUACAAAUAAUAAUACUCUCUACAGAGAGGGUGAUUACCCAGUUAACACUCAAGAAAUAUGUUAUAUUAAUCUAGCAAAUCCAGAUAGUACAGGAUUAAAACCCAACAAAGAUGAACGAAAUCAACUUAAUGUAACUAAUAAUCUUAGGGUUAUACCUGGAACUAUUAGUAAUGUUGAGAUUGGAGUAAAAUAUUUGUUUGACACACCUGUUUAUUGGCAGCUUCCUAAACGUUUUUGUGGAGAUAAGGUACUUUCGUAUGGUGGUUACAUACGAUUCACCAUAGAUGCCGAAGGCGGAAACACUCUGUUUCCUCAAUCUAUUCUUACUUCAUACCCACUGAUUCAGAUUCAAGGUAAUGACCACAUAAUUUUAGAACACUUUCCUGUAACCAUCAAUAUGGGAACAAGUCAUCAAGUGAGGUUACAUGAAUCUUUGUGGCAAGUCAAAAACAAUCCUAGCGCCAAUGUUAGCCGUGAAAUACUUAUGAUUGCACUACAAAAUAUAAAAUAUAUAUUUAUCAGAGCUACUGAUUCAGUUGAUUUUACAACAGCAACUUUAAAAGAUGUUACCUUAGAUACUGCUACAUUGUCUCAAAAAAAAACUAACCACUUAACUGCUUCUCAAAUUGUUGAAGUAUGUGAUUGUCCACCAGAAUAUAAUUCUUCAUCUUGUCAAGACCCAAGUUUGGGAUACUUUCGUUACUACAACACUUCAGUAAGUUCCACAAUAAUAAUACAAACUGUUGGUGAAGCUCGGCAAUGUGAAUGUAAUGGAAGAUCAUCUGUCUGUAAUGUUGACACUGGAAAUUGCAAAAAUUGCACGCAUAACACUGGUGGUGCCCAUUGCGAAGUUUGUGCGGAAGGGUAUUAUGGAGACCCAUUUACAGAUGGCUGUGAACCUUGUCCCUGUCCGUCAGUUACAAAAAAUUACGCCCAAUCUUGUGAAAUCGAUUUUGACGGAAAACUAAUAUGUCGUUGUAAACAAGGUUAUAAAGGGAGCAUGUGUGAUCAGUGUGAAUAUGGAUGGUUUGGAUAUCCACGGGAAGAAGGCGGAAAAUGUGAACCAUGCCAAUGUAACAAAUUUGGCAUAGUAAGUGAUGAAUGCCAUGAAGAGACAGGCCAAUGUAACUGCAUGCCAAAUAUAACCGGUAGAGAUUGUUCGAUUUGUCAAGAUAAACAUGUUUUGACUAGUAAAGGAUGCACACCAUGUGAAGAUAAAUGCAUUGACACGUUAUUAGAUCAUGUUUUUAAACAAAUUAAAAUGUUGAAUGAAACAACUCUUCAUCUUUCUGAAGGAAUGAUAUCUCCACCAUGGUCGCAGUUAUCUUCUGUAAAAGGAAACAUAUCAUUUUUAAAUAACAUAAUAAACACAUCGAGUCUAGAAAAUCUAAAAUUAAUUAAUGUUUCUGAUGAAGUUGACCAAAAUCUCAAAAAGAAAUUUAAAUACGCUUUUGUUAAGGCCAAAAAAUUAUUAAAGUCAUCUCAAACCAAUGAAAAUGAAAUACAACCUCUUCACGAUUUAGCUGAAAACAAAUUAUCUAAUAGUGUUGCUUUAGAAAGAGAAGUAGAUGAAUUAGUUAACAGUUUGCAAAGUUAUAGUUUUGAAGAUAGAUCUCGUGUAAAUAUAAUAAGUACUAUGAGAGAAGCAAAAAAUUAUCUUAGCAAAAUAAAUAGUAUUGAUUUUGGGCCUUCGAUCGAUCCAAAGGCGAUACUCAAAACUUGCUCAGACGCAAUGCAGAAUUUACAGUUAAAUACAGGAAGUCAAGCUCAAACCAUAAAUCUUCGUCAUAAAUUUGAAACUUUAUUAAAUCAAGUGAAGGACUUUGAUAGUAUAUUAUUAAAUCUUUCGGAUACUUCAGAAAUAACAGUGCAAUUGAAACAAAAGAAUUUUCAAUCACUUAAUGAACUUAAUAAGAUGAUAGAAGAUAUAAAUCACCUUGAUUUAACCUUCAGCACAAUACAUGGAGAUACAGAAGAAUUACUGAAAGAAGCUAGAGAAAACUAUUUCUCAUCUUUAAAUAAACUUGAGGAAUUGUUAUUAAUCAAACCAAAAUUAGAAAACAUCAAAAGAAAUAUAAAUAAAGAAAAAGACUUUAAUCCUAGAUUUGAUGACGAUCAGUUUUUAGUUAAUUCUGCUGAAAUACAUGCUAAUUUUCUUUUACAAACUGCUCAAAAAUACGCAGAGCUAUUUAAACCAAUUAGACAUGAUGCAAAUAUUGCUCUUAAAGCCAGCAAUGCAUACUUAAAUAUCGUCGAUUCUCUUCAAUUAGCUCGAAAUGCAGCUAUUAAUGCUAGUAUAUUAGCUGAUACAUCAUUUAAAACAGCAUACCCAGGAGUUUAUCAAGAAUCGUUAAUUGAUAAAGCAAAAACAGCAGAAGAGUUAUCCAAACUGACUUAUAAAAGUACAUCAGAUAUCAAAAAUAUCGUUGAUUCAAUUCAGUCAGAUUUUGAUAUACAAGUGGAUGAAAUCGAAACCGUUAAAAAUAACAUGAAACAAAUCGUUAAAAAUGAUAAUAUAAAUUCAAAACAAAUAACAGAACUUGAACAAUCCGAAGGAAUGAACAUGGAACUAAACAAUAGAGAAGAUGUUGAUCCGUUAGUAAUAGCUUCAAGUAACGUUGAGACUAAAAUCAAAAAUAUUCAAGAUAACAUUGACAACAAAUUACGUCCUAUUUUGGUUCAAUUAAAUGAAGAAGGAGAACCAAGUUUAACGAUCGCACAAGAUAAGAUUGAUGAAACUGAAGAACAUGGAAAAAAAGCGAUUGACAUGCUAAGUAGAAUUGUAAAAACAUCCGAUGAUUUUAGUAAGAAAGUAGCUGCUUGGAACCAUUCCAUGAACGCCAAACUUGAUGCUCUGAGGAAUAAAAUUACAAAAGCUCAUCAAAUUGCUGAUGGUAUUCGAAUAUCGAUAUCAGGUCAAGAAAAUGGUACUGACAAUGCGUGUAUUCGCACGUAUCAGCCAAAGUUCUUGGAGCCUAGUACAAGAAAUACAAUUGUAUUAUCGUAUGCUAUAAGUUCAAACGAAAGAGACGCUUUGUUAUUUUACCUCGCAAGUAAAACCACGGGUGAUUUCGUGGCAAUCGAAAUGGUGAACCGUAAGAUACGUUUCGUUUGGGAUGUAGGUGGUGGGAUUGGCGAGAUAACACAUCCAAUGCAUAUACAGACUGCUAGUGAUCUAAACAAUGACCAACACUGGUAUAGAAUCGAAGCCGAAAGAAUACACAACGUUGGUAAAUUGCUAAUCAGGCCACAAGUAGUGCCAAAUGGAUCAUCCCUAGCCAUGGGUUCUCCACACACAAACAUGUCCACUGCAGGAAUGGGACGAUUGGAUAUAAAUUCUGAUGAUCAGAUAUGGAUAGGAGGGAUAGAUAAGGCACCUUUACCACCAUACUUACACUCUAGACAACAUGGAUUAAUAGGGUGUUUACACCAAGUUUGGCUUGAUGGUCGACCAGUUGGGCUAUGGAAUUUCAAAUCACAACCGUCAGGGACUUGCUCCGCCUGUAUUGAAGGUGCAGAAGAUUUGGUCGAUGAUGGUUCCUAUAGAUUUUUUGGGGAUGGCUACGCUGUAUUACACUACGAUACUACAACUACAUACAAUAAAUAUUUAUUCAGCGUUUCUUUGAGUUUCAAAACCUUUGAUGAAAGAUCUUUACUGUUUCUUGUCGAAGGUUCUCAGCCGGAUCAAUUUAUAGAAAUACGAAUACACGAUGGUAAAGUUGUAUUCCGAGUUAGUUACUCUGGGUAUUCUCUUCUUGAAAUAUCUUCAACGAGCCGAUACAACACGGGAAGUUGGACUAAAUUAGAAGCUACUCGGUACUUUGAUAGAAAAAAAAAGAUAGAAAAGGGUGUUUUAAAAGUGGACGGAGAAUCAAAAGAAGGUGUGCCAUCUCCUCCGCCAAACCAAAAUGACAUACCAGAUUUAUCAGAAUCAGAAUAUAUGGUUGGUGGUGUUUCUCCUGGCUUUAAAUCUAUAAGUGGUUUACCUAAAUCCUUUUUGGGAUGUAUGUCGGACAUUCAAAUUGCUCAGCAAGGAUACAAUCCAAUGAGAGGAAUAUCAUGGGGCGUCCAGCCAACUUGUUCAGAUAAACCAUUGACUGUUGUGGGAUUCUAUGGAAAUGGUUAUUUGGAGCUUGUAUCACACACACUCAAAAAGAAAGCAUCAUUUGGAUUCAUGUUCGCCACUCUACAACAAGAUGUAUUAUUAAUGUUAUCUACAACUGAGUCAUUAAUCUCUGGAGUAACUAAUACAAGUGACAAUCCUGAAGAAAUAAAUAAUAUCGACCAAGAGAACAAGCAAAAUUACUACUCGGUCAGUUUAAGACGAGGGCAAGUAGAUAUUCGAAUAAAUGCUGGGCGUGGAGAGGUUAGACUUGCCAGUGAAGGAUUUGAAUUUGGCGAUGGUAAAUAUCAUUCCAUCAUGGUGACCAAAAAUGGAAAGAAGUUAGAAUUGCGCAUUGACGACGUUUUGCAUUCAUCCUCUUCAUUACCUGAAGGGUCAAACAUCGUAAAGGCACCUGGUACAGCUGGAGGGCUAUUUUUGGGAGGAUUGCCAAUAGAUAAUACCACCGGAAAAGCGGUGUCUAGUGUUCCAUUGAUUGGAACCAUCAAAGAUGCUAUUUUCAAUGACCAACUUUUGUUUUUUGAUUCGCCGAUCGAAUUUGAACACGCUGCUAUUGGGCAAGUCGGGCCAGUGCCACAAAAAGGCAAUAAUAUUAUCAGCGAGAUCGCCUCAAUGACAUCGGCUGAAAAAUCUGUAGGGUGCGUGAAAGAAGGAAGCUUUUCACUCGAACCUGGUGCAGUGAAAUUUGGAGACAAUCCCCAUGGCUAUGUUCAUGUUACGUUUGGUAAACGCCACAACAUGCAGAAAAACUUUAAAAUGGACUUCAGAUUUAGGAGCUUCUAUCCAAACGGACUGAUAUUCAUGUUGAUUGGAACACGCGGGAAGCAAACAAAUUAUUUGUUGAUGCAUUUGUAUAAUGGACGUGUACAGUUAGUCCUGAAGACACGAAAAAGAGUUGAAAUAUCCACCCAAGCCGUAUUUAACGAUGGAAUAUGGCAUAAGAUUCAAUUGGUAAAAGAUAAUAAGACGUUAAAUUUCGUGAUUGAUUCAAUUCCACAGGAGAAAUUAAAUUUGACUAAAAAAUUAAGUAUAGGCAAUACUAUGUACGUAGGUGGUAUUCCAGAAAAAGACAUUCAGCUACCAGAAUCACUGAACGUCCAAGCGUUCAAAGGGUGCAUGCAAGGCUUUUCAAUUAAUCAUCAGGAAGAAGAACUGGUUAGUGAAAAAGCAAUACGUCACAAAGUUGGUCAAUGUUUUCCACAAGUUGAAAAAGGUUCAUUUUUCCCUGGUGAUGCGUUUGCCAUCUACAAAAACAAAUUUUAUGUCGGCGCAUUGUUGGAGUUGUCGUUAGAGCUAAGGACGACGCAGUCUACCGCAGUACUUUUGUCCGUGUCCGAGCCGGAAGGCUAUCCAGCACUGUCAUUGGAACUAAAUCAAGGUAAAGUAAUUAUAUCUGGCGAUAUGGGUGACCGCAGACCAUUCCGCGUCGAACAGAGUUUCCAGUCAGAGUACGCAAUUUGUGACAACAAAUGGCAUCAGAUUCAAGCAUUCUACAUUGAGGACAAACUUACACUAAAAGUUGAUCAAUUUGAGCAAAAGUAUUGGCUUCUUGACAACGGACACAUAACUGGAGCGCGAACGCAUAGUCCUCUUUACAUCGGUGGAUUACCAGACGCUGCAUCAAGUGGUACCUUAGGAACCAGAGAAAACUUCAAAGGCUGCAUACGUAACCUCGUUAUUGGUGGCGAACGUACCGACUGGACAGACAUGGCGGGUCUGCACAACAUACUGUUGGGUUCUUGUCCACUGAUCGUCCACUAACAUUACACAUACCUAAUAUUACCUAUUUACUUAUUUUAUUUGGUUUUUCGUUAUUAACGUAUGUGGUCCACGAAUGUACCUAAAUGCGAUAUUUAAAGAAUGUUUAUAAUUACGAGGAAAAACUAUGUAUCCUAUUUUGUACAUUGUAUAUAUUAUAAUUUUCCGAGACUGCGCUCCUCCGUACUUUUUUUUGGCACGGCGGAUUUGACUUACAAUUAUUUUUUCUAUUGUAAAUACUCAUACCUACCAUAUUUCAAAUCAAAAGUAAAAUUAAUUUUUAUGAGUAUAAUUUAUAGGUGUAACCUAUAUAAAUUUAGAUAUAUUUAUUUAUAUA